Molecule: messenger RNA, 1308 nt
Organism: Verticillium nonalfalfae
Lineage: Eukaryota; Fungi; Ascomycota; Sordariomycetes; Glomerellales; Plectosphaerellaceae
Gene: UBQLN4
Product: Ubiquilin-4
Exons: 2
Coding region: 1-1308 (435 amino acids)
Biological process (GO): ubiquitin-dependent protein catabolic process
Cellular component (GO): cytosol
Molecular function (GO): polyubiquitin modification-dependent protein binding
Source: RefSeq, a predicted model, not a curated record
AUGGCCGACAACACGGAAGGCUCCGGCGACGCCCAGAUCACCUUCAAGGUGAAGACGGGCGGCGACAAGACCCACACCAUUACCAUGUCCGAAGGCGCCACCGUCAUCGAGCUCAAGACGACACUGGCAGGCGAGGCAUACGAGAACGUGCCUGCCGAGCGCCAGCGUCUGAUCUACUCGGGUCGCGUCAUGAAGAACGACGACACGCUCGCCACCUACAAGAUCAAGCCCAACAACACCAUCCACAUGGUCAAGUCGGCCGCCUCCAACCCCACGCCCCAGCCUGCCAAUGCCUCCUCCAACGCGGCCCCCGCCGCCGUCCCCAGCAACAUGGGCGCCGGCGUCGGCAGCAACCCCCUCGCCGGCCUCACCGGCGCACGGUACGCCGGUCACGUCAACCUGCCGAGCCGUGAAAUGUUUGGCGCUGACGGAGGCAUGGGCGCCCCCCCUUCCGACGACCAGAUGGCUCAGAUGCUCAACGACCCCAGCAUGAUGCAGACCAUGAAUGCCGCCCUCGAUAACCCUCAGUUCAUCGACUACAUGAUCCAGAGUAACCCCCAGCUGCGCAACCUGCCCAACGCCCGCGAGAUCAUCCAGUCCCCCUUCAUGCGCCAGAUGAUGACCAAUCCGGACAUGCUCCGCAACGUCAUGCGGAUGCAGCGCGGCAUGAUGGGCGGCCAGGGCGCCAGUCCCUUCCCCGCCCCCGGCGCCACCGACAACACACCCGACAACGCCGCUGCGCCUGGCGGCACCCCGGGCAGCAACCCCGCCGGCGGUGCGCCCAACCCCUUCGCCUUCCCUGGUCUCGGCGGCUUCCCUGGAGGCGACAUGAACAGCAUGAUGGCCAUGCUCGGUGCCAUGAACCCAGGGGGUGCUACUGCUGGCGCGCGCGGACCGGGUGGUGCCACGCCCGGUGCCACAGGUGACGCUGCAGGCGGCGCCAACCCUUCGUCGCCAACCCCGCCCCCGGCCAACCCCUUUGCCGCCCUCUUCAACCCGCCGCCCUACCCUCAAGGCCAGACCCCGGGCCAGGAGCAGCCUGGGCAGGGCCAGCCGGCCAACCCGUUUGGCCAGUUCAACCCCGAGUUGAUGCAGCAGAUGAUGCAGAUGUUCGGCGGAGGUGGAGGUGGAGGAGGCUUCGGCAGCCCCGCGGCACCGCCCGACAACCGGCCCCCUGAGGAGAGGUACGCCGAGCAGCUGCGCCAGCUGAACGACAUGGGGUUCUACGACUUUGAUAGGAACGUCGCUGCCCUCCGAAGGAGCGGCGGCAGCGUCCAGGGUGCUGUGGAGCACCUCCUCUCCGGUUGA